Molecule: messenger RNA, 1289 nt
Organism: Diachasmimorpha longicaudata
Lineage: Eukaryota; Metazoa; Arthropoda; Insecta; Hymenoptera; Braconidae
Product: mitochondrial import inner membrane translocase subunit Tim17-B-like
Exons: 3
Coding region: 430-921 (163 amino acids)
Biological process (GO): protein import into mitochondrial matrix
Cellular component (GO): TIM23 mitochondrial import inner membrane translocase complex; mitochondrial inner membrane
Molecular function (GO): transmembrane protein transporter activity
Source: RefSeq, a predicted model, not a curated record
CUGGAGCAUUUUACGGGGCUUUAAUAUUGAAAAGUCACUGACAAAAGACUCAUGGGGUGGAGAAUAAUGAAUGUGGAUUUGACUCAACAGUAGUCUCUCCACUCAUCAGGGUCGAAUAACCUGUGUUCGGGCGCAGGGAAAAGCGUGACACUGUCUCAUACAGCGAUCAAAUUUCAGAUUGCGUCAUUCCCAGAGGAGCUUAAUUAGCUACAAUAAUGACAAUCGUAUUGCCCUUAAGGAACGACUACGAUGCACAGAUCUUCCAAUGAAAUCUGUUGACAAUUUUUGAUUUUCUGAAGUGGAGAAUUUGCAGCAAUUUUUUAAUGUUCAUAAUUAUUGAAGUUGUUCACUCAAAUUUAUUGUCAACAUGAUCGUGUUCUAGAACACUCUAAUUAACAUAUUCACGAAUAGACAAAUAAACAAAACAAAAUGGAAGAAUAUGCGAGAGAGCCCUGUCCCUGGCGCAUAGUCGAUGACUGCGGAGGUGCCUUCACAAUGGGAGCUAUCGGAGGUGGGGUAUUUCAAAGUAUAAAAGGAUUUCGAAAUGCCCCCAGUGGUAUCAACAAACGUCUUUUGGGUUCCCUCAUGGCCAUAAAACAACGCUCCCCCAUAAUUGCUGGUAACUUCGCCAUUUGGGGUGGCAUGUUCUCGACAAUAGACUGCACACUGGUUCACUUCAGACAAAAAGAAGAUCCUUGGAAUUCAAUCAUAAGUGGAGCUGCCACUGGUGGAAUUCUUGCUGCCAGGAAUGGAGUACCUGCUAUGGCGGGUAGUGCUGUCAUCGGGGGAAUGCUCCUGGCCCUCAUCGAGGGCAUUGGCAUUCUAUUCACGAGGUUAUCAGCUGAACAGUUUAAACCACCGACGCUCGAUGUUAACGAUCCUUCGCAACUAGGACCACCUCCACAGGGCUAUUCUUCGUAAUGAUGAAGGGAAAUUUUUUUUUGAGUUUAUCACAGUGGAAUAUCUGAAUGUCGUCCUUGUUUCUUUCGAAUACAUUUUUUGAACAGGCAUAGACGUCCGAAUAAAAUUAAAAUUUGGUUAAAUUUUCAGUGUGCAUGAAGAACGUCCUUCAGUGUUUGAAAAAUAUGAAUAAAAAUUUUACGGCCAUUGAGAUGUUAUUACUUGCUGUGAUGGACUCAAUACGGUAACUACUAGAGUUUAAUCCAAUUUUAGAUCAUUUUGAUGUUCCGUCUGAGCCUCAAUAAAAAUCCUCAUUCGAUUUAUAGGUAGUGUUACGUUCGUUGUACAGUUAAGGACCAAAAUAAUAAUUGUAAUGUAUAAGGAUGAAA